This is a messenger RNA of Heterobasidion irregulare TC 32-1, 306 nucleotides long. RefSeq lists its product as uncharacterized. Gene Ontology annotation, cellular component: proteasome complex; proteasome regulatory particle, lid subcomplex. The transcript is spliced from 3 exons. Gene Ontology annotation, biological process: mRNA export from nucleus; double-strand break repair via homologous recombination; proteasome assembly. NCBI's taxonomy places the organism in Eukaryota, Fungi, Basidiomycota, Agaricomycetes, Russulales, Bondarzewiaceae. Bases 1 to 306 code for a protein of 101 amino acids. The record is from RefSeq and is a predicted model, not a curated record.
AUGUCUUUGCCAUCCAAACCAAUUGAAUCGAAGGGAGAUCAGAAAAUGGAAGACACCCAACCACACCUUGGUGUUCUGGAAGAGGAUGACGAGUUCGAGGAGUUUCAGGUGCAGGACUGGGACGAUUCUCAAACGGACUUGGCUCAUCUAAGCGGGGGUGCACCGGGCGCAGCGAAAUCGGGCGGUGACAAGCUGUGGGAGGAUAACUGGGAUGACGAUGAUAUUGAGGACGAGUUCAGUGUGCAGCUGAGAAACGAGCUGGUUAAAACGGGAAAGACGACCGAGCCGCAGCCGAUGCAGCACUAG